Molecule: messenger RNA, 2197 nt
Organism: Podarcis raffonei (Aeolian wall lizard)
Lineage: Eukaryota; Metazoa; Chordata; Lepidosauria; Squamata; Lacertidae
Gene: CHST12
Product: carbohydrate sulfotransferase 12
Exons: 3
Coding region: 580-1833 (417 amino acids)
Biological process (GO): proteoglycan biosynthetic process; carbohydrate biosynthetic process
Cellular component (GO): membrane
Molecular function (GO): sulfotransferase activity
Source: RefSeq, a predicted model, not a curated record
UUCUACUCAUGUAAAAACACGCUGAUUCCCGGACCGUCUGCUGGCAGGAUUUCGAAGGCGAUUGGGCCGGAUCCGGCCCCUGGGCCUUAGUUUGCCUACCCAUGCUCUUGACAAAUCUUAGUUCAGGUUUUAAUCUCCCUUUGAAGUUCAUUGGUUCAAGGAUGACCACUUUAGUUAUACAGUGGCCAAGGAGGUUGAUGUAUUCGGAUUUAUGGAUAUUGCUGGUGUCAGAUUUGUGUACUCUUUUGCAUAUAGAGUCUGGCCUGUUUGUGAUAUGUCAUAUGAAGAAAGGAAAUUAAUUUCCGACUGAUAGUGGAAUAUACACAUUAGAAGCUAAUCUCCCGGGCAGAGAAGUCUUUCCUGGUUCCUCAUCCUUUCUGGAGAUGCCAGCGAUUGAACCUGGAACCACCUGCAUGCAGAACAUAAAGCAUUACAACGGAUGCUCCUGAUGAAUAGAAGAAGCUGCCACAUACCAGGUUCCCCACCGUCCUCAAACCGCCAUGCUGGCUCUCAGAUAUUUCCAGCAGAGCUGGAGGUGAGCGCAGCAUGAGUUAGCCGCUGCCGACGCCUCCGGCCAGGAUGACCAAAGCACGCCUCUUCCGCCUCUCGGUGGUGCUGGGCUCCAUCUUCAUGAUCCUGCUGAUCAUUGUCUACUGGGACAACGUGGGGACGGCCCACUUCUACUUGCACACGACCUUCUCCAGGCCUCACGGGGUCCUCCCCACCGUGGCCAAGGACGGAGGCCAAGACUCAAUCUCGGACGUCGACGAGUUCUUGGAGAAGCUCCUGAGCUCUGACCUGAAACGCGAUGUGGGUCUCGGUCAGAAGACGGAGCCACCUGCCCCACACGCCUCCGCGAGGCCCGUUGCCGGCAACUUGGAGGAGAACGUGAGGGGCUACGACUGGUCCACUCGUGACGCCGGCGCGAUCUUGGACCAGGAGCAGCUGCAGGCGGAGCGGCGCCGGACGCUGAGGGAGCUGUGCGCCAACUCCAGCUUCGCCUUCCCCACCAAGGAGCGCUCCUUUGACGACAUCCCCAACUACGAGCUGAACCACCUCAUCGUGGACGACCGACACGGCGUCAUCUACUGCUACGUCCCCAAAGUGGCCUGCACCAACUGGAAGCGGGUGAUGAUCGUGCUGAGCGAGAGCCUGAUGGACCAGGGCGUGCCGUACGCAGACCCCUUGGACAUCCCCCGCGAGCACGUCCACAACACCAGCACCCACUUCACCUUCAACAAGUUCUGGCGCCGCUACGGCAAGUUCUCCCGCCACCUCAUGAAGAUCAAGCUGAAGAAGUACACCAAGUUCCUCUUCGUCCGAGACCCUUUCGUGAGGCUCAUCUCGGCCUUCCGCAGCAAGUUUGAGCUGGAGAACGAGGAGUUCUACCGCCGGUUUGCCAUCCCAAUGCUGAAACUUUACUCCAACCACACCAGCCUGCCGACCUCGGUGAGCGAUGCCUUCGAGGCGGGCCUCAGGGUCUCCUUCUCGGACUUCAUCCAGUACCUCCUGGACCCCCGGACUGAGAAGCUGGCCCCGUUCAACGAGCAUUGGAGGCAGGUGUACCGCCUCUGCCACCCGUGCCAGAUCGAGUACGACUUUGUGGGCAAGCUGGAGACUUUGGAUGAGGACGCAGCUCACCUGCUGCAGCUUCUGAAGGUGGAACACCUUCUUCGCUUCCCUCCCAGCUACCGGAACAGGACAGCCAGCAGCUGGGAGGACGACUGGUUUGCCAAAAUCCCCGUGGCCUGGAGGCGGCAGCUGUACAAGCUGUACGAAGCAGACUUCGUCCUUUUCGGUUACCCCAAGCCAGAAAGCUUGCUUCAGAACUGAGCAAGGCAGAACGGAGGGAAAGAGAGCAUUUGAAAUACCAAAAGAUCUCCUCUUCUUUUUCCAGAGCCCUUCUGUUGACAUAACACAAGUGCAACUUUUUUCUAUAGUCUUUUUAAAAAAACAAAACAAAACCACCCCAUUGCUCGGACGCAUGAAAUCUCCCAUUGCAGGAAGAGUUUCCCCUUCCUCUCGUUCCAAUUCAUUUUAUGAAAUGUACCUUUUUUUUUUUGUUUUUCUGUUAGGAUAUAAGUUUGUCCACUCCACCAGCUGUAUUCUUUCAGGUGCUUUUUAUUAAUGCAUUUUUUUAAUUAAAAGAGAGCACGAGAAAGAGAGAAUAUUAAUAUAUUAAAAUAUUUAAUACAAA